Messenger RNA from Cylicocyclus nassatus, 408 nucleotides. Lineage: Eukaryota; Metazoa; Nematoda; Chromadorea; Rhabditida; Strongylidae. The record is from the annotation of a GenBank genome assembly.
AUGGUAGGUUGGCACUUUCCCGAGCUCGGCAAACUUGUACAGGAUCAUCAAGCUUUUGCAAAGGUUGUCAAAGUUACUGGCAUAAAGCAAAAUGCAGCCAAUGUUGAUCUUUCCGAAAUUCAUAAAAGCAACUUGAAGCAAAGGUCGCAAUUAUUCGACUAUUUGAAGAAUAGAGUGACCGCCCUAGCCCCUAAUUUAACAUGCUUACUUGUGGGUGCUCGACUGAUCUCACAUGUUGGAUCUCUCGUUUCAUUAGCCAAAGCACCUGCUUCUACAGUACAGAUUCUUGGUGCUGAGAAGGCUUUGUUCCGUGCUUUGAAGACCAAGAAAGACACUCCUAAAUAUGGACUCAUCUAUCACGCACAACUUACCACGCGGGCUUCUGCAAAACUCAAGGAGAAGGUAUAA